AUGAGGAGGCUGACGCCGGCGCACCGCCUCCGGUGGAUGCGCGCGCUGCUCCUCGCGCUCCCGCUCGUCUCGCUCCCCAUCCUCUACGCGGCGCUCGGCACGGCGCGCUCGUCGUCGUCCUCGUCCUCGGCGCCGCGGCUACCGCAGCAGCAGCAGCAGCGGAGGGCGCCGCCGAGGCUGGCGUACCUCAUCACGGGCGCGGGCCCCGGGGACGGCCCGCGGAUCCGGAGGCUGCUGCGGGCGCUCUACCACCCGUGGAACUACUACCUCGUCGGCGUGGCGGGGGAGGACGAGCGCGCGGAUCUCGAGGCCUUCGUGCGCGGCCAGGAGGCGCCGCGCCGGUACGGCAACGUCCGGGUGGCGGCCGCGGUGGAGUGGGGCGCCGUCUCGCGGAGGGGCCCCACCGAAUUGGGCGCCACGCUCCACGCCGCAGCUGUGCUGCUCCGGGAGUUCGACGGCUGGAGCUGGUUCAUCAACCUCAGCGCCUCCGAUUACCCGCUCAUGCCCCAAGAUGACAUCCUUCAUAUCUUCUCAUACAUGCCAAGAGACCUCAAUUUCAUUGAGCACACAAGCAAUAUUGGUUGGAAAGAGCACCAAAGAGCCCGACCAAUUAUUGUAGAUCCAGCAUUGCAGGUCCCAAAUAAAACUGAGGUUGUAACAACAAAGGAGAAAAGGAGUAUGCCCUCAGCUUUCAAAAUAUUUGUAGGUUCGUCUUGGGUGAUGCUUAGUCGAUCAUUCCUGGAGUUUUGCUUAUUGGGAUGGGACAACCUUCCUCGCACACUACUGAUGUAUUUCACCAACUUCCUCUCAUCCUCAGAAGGCUACUUCCACACAGUGAUCUGCAACUCAGAGUACUACCAGAACACCACUGUCAACAGUGAUCUGCGUUUCAUGGCUUGGGAUAACCCCCCUCGGACGCACCCUGUUAACCUCACAACAGAGCAUUUUGAUGCAAUGGCAAACAGCGGGGCGCCAUUUGCACACUCCUUUGCCAAUGAUAAUUCAGUCCUGGAUAUGAUUGACGCCAAGUUGUUGGGCCGAGCACCUGACCGCUUCACCCCGGGUGGAUGGUGCUUGGGUAGCUCAGUAGGCGGGAAAGAUCCGUGUACCUUCUUGGGAAGGUCCUUUAUUCUCAGGCCGACCAAAGGCUCGGCUAAGCUAGAGAAGAAGUUGUUGUUGAAACUUUUGGAACCUGAUAACUUCAGGCCUAAACAGUGUAAAUAA
Miscanthus lutarioriparius is the source of this 1224-nucleotide messenger RNA. The record is from the annotation of a GenBank genome assembly. NCBI's taxonomy places the organism in Eukaryota, Viridiplantae, Streptophyta, Magnoliopsida, Poales, Poaceae.